Molecule: messenger RNA, 773 nt
Organism: Ciona intestinalis (vase tunicate)
Lineage: Eukaryota; Metazoa; Chordata; Ascidiacea; Phlebobranchia; Cionidae
Product: hippocalcin-like protein 4
Molecular function (GO): calcium ion binding
Source: RefSeq, a predicted model, not a curated record
UUUUUUGUAAUUUAUUUGAAAUUUGUAAGUAGGUAAAUAUGGGAAAGCAAAACUCUAAACUGUCUCCAACCGUUCUUACUGACAUGGUAAACAACACAGACUUCACAGAACGUGAGAUCAGACUGUGGUAUAAAUCGUUCCGAAAAGAUUGCCCGACCGGCAUCCUUUCACUGGAGGAAUUCAAAAAGCUCUACAAACAAUUUUUCCCAAGCGGGGACGCCAGCGCUUUUGCAGAGCACGCUUUCAGGACAUUUGAUAAGAACGGAGAUGGAACGAUCGAUUUCAAGGAGUUUAUGUGCGCGCUGUCCGUCACCUCACGCGGUACAUUCGACGAAAAACUCAAGUGGGCUUACAGCAUGUAUGAUAUGGACAACGAUGGCCACGUGACCCGGAAGGAAAUGCUAGAGAUUAUAUCGGCUAUUUACAAAAUGGUUGGGGAAGAAGCGAUGGCGAAGAUUGUGACAGAUGGUCUUACAGCAAAGCAACGAGUGGAUCGCAUCUUCACUCGCAUGGAUAGAGACGGUGACGACCAAAUUACAGUCGAAGAAUUCCGCAAGGCAGCUAGUGAAGAUUUAAGUCUUGUUAUGUUGCUACAAGUUGGGGGAGGGGGAGAGGUUCAACAAAAAGGAGAAACCAGUGAUAAAUAAAAGACAAUUUAGUGUUUCAGCCAAUCAAACUUAUAGUACUGUAGGGUGAGGUGGGAUACCGUUAGCACCUAAAUCCCAUGCUUACUGAUCGUGUUUUGAACAAUAAACAACGCUUUUAGAUUCGUA